CUGAUUGGCUGGCCAGACUGCCCACGUGCCGUUUUCGGAAUUCGUCGGAAACAAAGUUGCUAGCUAGCUAGCUAUUUUAGCAAUGAAAUGUAACGAAGCGUUGUAAAUAUGUUUAUGUAAUCAGUAAAGAGGACGCCUGAUGGCAAGAAUGUAGCUAGCUAUCUUACGAGUCUAGGUCAGAGGUAGAAUAAUUCACGUGCACGUUGCAGAACGCAUCUUGCAUGCAUUAAUUAGCGUCGUUAGCAGCAUCUAUCUCCAUACGCGGAUUGCAAGGUAGCUAGCUAGCUAAUCAGCGUCAAUCGAAAAACAAAAGAACGUUUGAAAUCCUCUCUGGUGAAGGAUCCAUUAGCUAGAUUGCUAUUCUUGCCGACAGCGAACGGUCAUGUAGGCCGGCUUGUUUGAUUUCACGAUGAUGCUUGUUAGCUCGAACACAUAUUUAACAUUCGACUGCAGCUACCGUAGUCAAUUGUUGUGAGCUCAUUUUGAUAGGAUAAUACUGUAGCAGCUAACUGAAUCGAAGAAUAUUACAAUGAGGAAUCAAAGAAGAUUUAUCAACCAUAACACAGACUCAGUGAAUGAAGAUCCCACGGGGCAGCAAACGCAUGGUAAUAGAGCACACUUACGGUUUUGUCUAGGACACAGCUUUGGUCAAAAUUUACUUUUCGUGGCAGGUUAGGAGAAUUAGGAAAAUAGUUAAGGUUACCUAACAUGCACAUUUGGACGUCAAUUGGACAAAAGCUGUAUCCCUUCUAGACAUGACCCUUGCUUACAUAGACCACACAUUUAUUCAAGAAUUUCCGGUUGGGGUUCGCAAAGGUGGUCCCUGUAGUGCCUGAUACCAGACCCAGUAUUGACACUGGGAUGUAAACCAAGACAUGUUUGGACAAUAUUUACUCAUAUAGAAACCCCAACCAAGACCAACUACCUAACAAAAUAAGGCGUCUUCUCGCCAAAUAGUCAACAUGCCCACCCAGCUCCCACAGUAGGCACUUUUGUGUUGAGUCUUUUUGCUUUGACAUUUUUCACUUGCAGAGACUGUUGUCCCGGAGACCCCAGAGCUCAAACGUCCCCCAGGGCCUGGAUCAGUGAGAGGCAUGGACAGUGUGGUACUAGACUCUGAUUCAGAUGAGGAGAUAUCAGGGUCCUCCAUGAUGUUGUCGGGGAAGUAAGUUAGUUGCUACCAAACUCAUCUAAAUAAUGUAGAUCAGACUACACCACUCUAGGUUUACACAGGGUCGAGAAAAGCACAUGUAUUAGCAUAUAUCAUCAAGAUUCUACUAAGUUUACCUGGCUCCAUCCUUCUUACCUGCACCAUGCCUUCAACACAAUGCAUGUACAAGUGAUUAGGGGGAUUUGUCACACCUGUGACAUACUAAUAGGCAGGUGGAUGUACUGGUGCCAUACACAUUGGUCACAUACAGUGAGUGCUUGACUUGUGCAGGAGCUCACUAGAGCUGAGUACCGGAUCCUCAAUUGUUCUACUGCUUGAGCUCCUGUUCCUCUUAUAGAAUAUUAGCUCAACAGUAUUGUGGAGCUCCUGCACCUAAAUAUAAACAGUACCGGCACCCAAAUUGAGGGACCUAUUUCAGUCCAAGUCAAGGACUGGACACAUACACACACUAAUCAAAAUCGUGAGGAAAUGUUUUUAAUGAUUCAAGACUCAUGUUUUCUUUGAUAAAGGAGUCUGGAAAAGGAACCAGUUAUGGGUGCUGUUAUCAUACUGUCAGAUGAGGAGGGAGAGGUGGAGAUGAAAACUACUCUACAGAGAAAUGGCGGCCAGCUCCCCAAAAACAUAUCGGGAAGUCAAGGUAAGGGUUCAUUCAUCUUAUCCCUGGCCUUAAUACUUGCUGUUGCACAAUUACAUUCACAGUGGUGCAAACAAUACUAUUGAAUGGAAUGGAAUCUGCUGUUUCAUGUUCUGUAGCCUGCUCUGUGACAUGGAGGUCAAUGAGUUAGUGAAACGUUAGCCCAUUCAUAGAUGCUAACAACCUUUAGUGCCUAUUGACGAUAGUAUUGCUUAUUCUAAACAUUAACACGCAUCGCUUGCGGUACAGUUUUGGAAACAUAAGGUUAAAUUACUACACACCUUUUUAUAGGGUUAGGGUUCACACACAGCCAUAUUUCCAUGUUACAGCGCUUGUUUACGGAAAACAGAAGGAAGACAGUGGACUACCUGUGUUAAUUAGCUAUCUCUGAACACCUGUGUGUGUAACGGAAGAAGGACGCCAGAAACGUGUUUAACUGUGUUAAAACUGGUUAAAACAGUGUACAGUAAGUGUAUAUUUUACAUUUGUGAAAUUACAUUACUUUGAUGUGCUAUGAAAGUAGAGGGCUUUAUGUUUCUAGAACCGUAUCAAUGAGAAUCGAUUCACUUUUUAUAUGGCUUUUUUGGUUGCCAGAGCCAGUUUACCUCUGAAUAUAACAUAUAAGGUCCAUGGAUGUUAAAGGAGUAGGCUUUAACAGUACAUUCUUGGGUUAGUGAAACAUGAACAUGAAAAGUACAUUUAACUGAGAAGUGCAGGACAUACCUUGAAUUAAUCUCUGGGGCUUCUAUUCCCAGCACCACAAACUAGAUGCAGUGUGGUGUUGUUCGUGCUGUGUUAAUAUGCCCCCUUAAUGUCCUGGUUUAGACCCAGACCGUAAGAGGAGACUAGAGGUGUGUGACAGCUCCCAGCAGAGUGGGACAUCCAACUCCAGCAAGAAACCAGCCCUCGAGGAGGAUUCAGUGGUGAGUCCACCUGUCUGCACUCCUAUCCAGCCUCCCUGACACCCCAAACCAGGGUGUGGGGGGGGUGCAUAUUCAGUUUACACCUGACAUGUGAGUCAUCUGUGUUGAGCUAGAGAUUUACUAAAGCAAUUAAGCUAAAGUGCCACGCUCAAGGGUACAAGAGCUGCAUGCCCCACCUGAGAUUUCGACCUCCAGGUUACCAGUUUAUUACCCUGGCCAAGAUGAUGUACUGCCACCCUGCUUGUUCAUGUAUUAUUUGUCAUCUCCAGUACAGAGGGGGUAGGCUUGCGUGGGGAUGAGCUCACACUCUAAUUGGUCUGUCUGCCUUGGGACUUCAUGCGCCAAUGUGUUUCUGUUCCGCCAGACAGAUGAUUCUGAGGAUGAGGGUCCAGAGCCCAGCUGGAAGAGCCAGGAGGACAUGGUGAGGAAACUGCAGACUAAGUUUCCCCGUCUGGUCAAGGAGGUGAGGCUUCCAUUGGCUGUAGAAUUCCACUCUGCCAACAACAGGCCCUGUGUUCUGUCACUGCAGUUCCACAACACAUUCAUCAGUGCCUUAAAUGUUGGCAAAUGUGAACUAAUAUUGUUUGAAAUGAGUGGGAGUUGCAUAUUAACGUUUCAUAUGAAUAAUUUAUUUUGACAAAAAGGUGUUUUGUUGUUUACGACUAUCUGUUUGUCUUAUCCUGCAUACACAUAGGAGCUUAGAGAAGUGCUUCUCGAGCAUGAUUGGCACUUUGAGGACACCCUAGAAGCACUGCGCAUGUUUUCCGAGGAGGGUGAGAGUUUUGUGUUUCAUGGUGUGUGUCUCUCUGUCUGCAUGUGUUUCUAUGUGUGCCUGUUCUUGAGUGAAUCCGUUUAUACAAAACCAAAACAUUAUUUUAGGUAGCUAGUUAAGUCCCUGGCUGUCUUGCAGCCAUAUAGUUUCCUUUGUUUCCUACGUUGUUUUAAGGCAAUGUACACUACCAGUCAAAAGUUUGGACACACCUACUCAUUCAAGGGUUCUUCUUUAUUUUUACUAUUUUUUACAUUGUAGAAUAAUAGUGAAGACAUCAAAACUAUGAAAUAACACAUGGAAUCAUGUAGUAACCAAAAAAGUGUUAAACAAAUGAAAAUAUAUUUUAUAGUUGAGAUUCUUCAAUUAGCCACCCUUUGCCUUGAUGACAGCUUUGCACACUUUUGGCAUUCUCUCAACCAGCUUCAUGAGGUAGUCACCUGGAAUGCAUUUCAAUUAACAGGUGACCCUUCUUAAAAGUUAAUUUGUGGAAUUUCUUUCCUUAUUAAUGCGUUUGAGCCAAUCAGUUGUGUUGUGACAAGGUAGGGGUGGUAUACAGAAUAUAGCCCUAUUUGGUAAAAGACCAAGUCCAUAUUAUGGCAAGAACAGCUCAAAUAAGCAAAGAGAAACGAUAGUCCAUCAUUACUUUAAGACAUGAAGGUCAGUCAAUACGGAACAUUUCAAGAAAUGUGAACGUUUCUUCAAGUGCAGUCACAGAAACCAUCAAGUGCUAUGAUGAAACUGGCUCUCAUGAGGACCGCCACAGGAAUGGAAGACCCAGAGUUACCUCUGCUGCAGAUGAUACGUUCAAUAGAGUUACCAGCCUCAGAAAUUGCAGCCCAAAUAAAUGCUUCACAGAGUUCAAGUAACACACAUCUCAACAUCAACUGUUCAGAGGGCACUGUGUGAAUCAGGCCUUCAUGGUCGAAUUGCUGCAAAGAAACCACUACUAAAGGACACCAAUAAAAAGAAAAGACCUGCUUGGGCCAAGAAACACGAGCAAUGGACAUUAGACCGGUGGAAAUGUGUCCUUUGGUCUGGAGUCUAAAUUGGAGAUUUUUGGUUACAACCGCCGUGUCUUUGUGAGACGCGGUGUGGGUGAACGGAUGAUCUCUGCAUGUGUAGUUCCCACCAUGAAGCAUGGAGGAGGUGGUGUUAUGGUGGGGGGGGGGUCCUUUGCUGGUGACACUGUCUGUGAUUUAUUUAGAAUUCAAGGCACACUUAACCAGCAUGGCUACCACAGCAUUCUGCAGCGAUAUGCCAUCCCAUCUGGUUUGGGCUUAGUGGGACUAUCAUUUGUUUUUCAACAGGACAAUGACCCAACACACCUCCAGGCUGUGUAAGGGCUAUUUUACCAAGAAGGAGAGUGAUGGAGUGCUGCAUCAGAUGACCUGGCUUCCACAAUCCCCCGACCUCAGCCCAAUUGAGAUGGUUUUGGAUGAGUUGGACCGCAGAGAGAAGGAAAAGCAGCCAACAAGUGCUCAGCAUAUGUGGGAACUCCUUCAAGACUGUUGGAAAAGGAUUCCAGAUGAAGCUGGUUGAGAGAAUGCCAAGAGUGUGCAAAGCUGUCAUCAAGGCAAAGGGUGGCUAUUUGAAGAAUCUUAAAUAUAAAAUAUAUUAUGAUUUGUUUAACACUUUUUUGGUUACUACAUGAUUCCAUAUGUGUUAUUUAAUAGUUUUGAUGUCUUCACUAUUAUUCUACAAUGUAGAAAAUAGUAAAAAUAAAGAAAAACCCUUGAAGAAGUAGGUGUGUCCAAAAUGUUGACUGGUACUGUAUAUACUGUAGGUAGCCCAACAUCCCUCCCAGGACCUGCAGGCUGAUUCUGUUUCCUUCAUCAGGGGAGAGGUCCAGUCAAGGGGACACUCAGGCAUCAUCAUCAGCUAGUUCAGCUCCCCAAACCUCAGCACGUCAGGCAGCCCCAGCAGCCAAACCCCCUGGUCGUCCCACAUCACUACCUCACAAGCCUACCAUUGGGACCGUAGAUAAGACCAUCAAUAGGCCGACUAAAGGAGCAGACAGAAGGAGGAGGGUGAUUCCAGAGCCAGGCACCAGCUCUGAGGACGAGGCCAGUGAUGACUUUGAUGAGUCUGCUGAGGGCAUGAAGCUGAACUCUGAUGACUCGGGCUCAGAUCAGGAGGUUGGAACAGGGUCUAUUGUGAAGGGCCAGAUCCUCAGGUUCUUCCAGGAGGCAUCGCUGGACGAGCUGUCUCUCAUCUCUGGCUGCUCUGUGAAGAAGGCUCAGAGGAUUGUCGAGCUGCGCCCAUUUAACGAGUGGGAGGAUCUGGUGAGUGGCAUAACGAACUUGUGUGCAUGGGUAUGUGCACACACACACACACACACACACACACACUUGUGAGUGUAUAAGAUGUUUUCUUUUCAGCAUGAUUCAUUACUGAAUGCACAGUGUUACUAUGACCUCUCCAGGUUCCAAUUGAAGCCUUACCAGCUAGCUAAUUGGUCUAAGUUGGCUGACUCGGCUACAUCAGAACAACCUGAGCGUAACCUUGUGUGGAUAAAAGAUUGUGUGUGUGUGACCCCAGGUGGAUGCUCUCGACAGAGGGAACGGCCUGUCCACUGAUCUGGUGCAGGGCUGCCGUGUGGUCCUGAGAGAACGGGACGUCGUGCGCAGCCUCAUGACCAAGUGUGAGAAAAUCACCAACAAGAUGAUGCAGGACGUGACCCAAGUAGUGGAGCGGGACAAGGGUUCCCAGAAACAGCCCGAGAUCCUCAACAGCAAGUGGGUUUAGCUGCUGUUUUUAUACUAAUCUGACACACACGUUCAGAUAGUUAUGUAGUAUGAUUUUCGUCGAAAACACAAUCUCAUACAUGUACAUAGGCAGUCUUGAACACUAUUUUCAUCAUUACUGAGUUCCCUGUGUUAAUAUGACCUCUCCAGAUACCAGUUGAAGCCUUAUCAGCUCAUUGGUCAAAAUUGGCUGACCCUGCUACAUCAGAACAACCUGAGUGGAAUCCUUGCUGAUGAGAUGGUGAGUUGUUAUUCCUGACCAGUCUCCAACAGCUUAUUUCAGAUCCUCUUAAUCCUGUGGUAAUGUGAUUGGGAAGCAGGCAUCUCUUUUUGUUGUACCAAGUCGGUCUCUGAAAAGUAGAGUGUUUGUAAUGCACCACCUCCUGUCUUUUGUUGGCAGGGUUUGGGGAAGACCAUCCAGGCCAUCUCAUUCCUGGCCAGCCUGUACCAGGAGGGCAAUAAGGGCCCACAUCUCCUCACUGUACCUGCCUCCACACUGGGUGAGCUUUGGGAGUCGUGCUGCACACAGAGAUUUUAUGGUGCCUUGAGAUCUGCAUAGAUAAAAUAUUAAAGUGUGACUUUACUAUCUUUUUAAGAUGUCUUUUUACAAUCUGUGAAGGUUUUUUAACAGAUUUUGCUUCUCUGUUGCAGAUAAUUGGGUACGGGAGCUGAAUCUGUGGUGUCCCAGGCUCAAAGUCCUGGUGUACUAUGGUGAGUGAAUCUUCUAUUCAUUCUGAAUGGCGUGACUCAUCAUACUGUAGUUGUCAUGGGUCAGGCUUUAUGUUUAUUUGAUUAUACAGACUUCAACCCGUUGGUUUUAGUCACCAUAAGUGACAGAAUUACUAAAUAUAGAUACAGUCUAGAUGGUCCUAUUUAUAUUGUGUGUGUGUUUAGGGUCUGUGGAGGAUCGCAAGUACCUUCGAUAUGAUAUUCUCAACAAACAGGUCGACUACAACAUCAUCAUUUCCACGUAAGUCUAAAAUCUGAGAAUGACUGUUAUGCAAGAAUGAGGAAAAAAAUAUGUUGAUGUGCCCUUGAGCAAGGCACUUAACUCUAAUUGCUCUGGAUAAGAGUGUCUGCUAAGUGUUUAAAAAUAAUAAUAAUAAUAUGCACGGAACUGCACUUGAGUCUAGUAUUCUACAGGUUCACAUCCUACUGUCUUAGCUACUGUGUGUCUUCUGAGCAAGACACUUAGCCCUAAGUGCCUCAGGUAAUAUCUAGCAGAAUUAGUGGCGAUCUUAUAAAACCGUCAGCCAUGUAAGUCACCUUGGCUGGGCUUCUGCUAACACGAUAAUAUAUUCAGGGUUUGACUAAACCUGAAAAGUUCCUCGUAAACUGGACCUGUGACUCAUUCAUACUUCAUGGUAAUCAAGCGAUUGCCAUGCCUCACAGACUACUUGUGAGGAUCUUGUGUGUUUGGUAUGGCUCCUUGAGCUGCUCUGUUUCUGCUGCUAGGUACGCUCUCACCACCAGCAAUGACAACGACCGCAGCCUGUUCCGAAAGCUCAAACUGGAGUAUGCUGUGUUCGAUGAGGGCCACAUGCUGAAGAACAUGAGCUCGCUGCGCUACCGCCACCUCAUGGCCAUCAACGUAAGUACAUUGCGGGGGUUGGGGGGGGCUGGGUCACCUUGGUUGAUGCGAUAAUGAUUUUAAGAUAAGUCUUAACUUUAGCCGGUAAACUGUUCCUCUACCUGCCUGAACAAUGUCUUGUUUAUCUCCUGUGAGUCACCCCACUUUCUUCCUUUUCACUGCAGUGCAUUCUGAUACCUUUUGUAAAAUGGUGCUAUACAAUGCACUAUAUUAAUCGAAUCAGAUUUGAUUUUGAUGUGAUCUCAGGCCAAGUACCGUCUGCUGCUGACUGGGACCCCAGUGCAGAAUAACCUCCUGGAGCUCAUGUCCCUGCUCAACUUCAUCAUGCCCAAUAUGUUCUCCAGCAGCACUGCACAGCUCGCCAAUAUGUUUGCCAUGGUGAGGCUAGAACACGUGCUCUAUGGGAUCACUCCAAAAUAUUCAUCUUAGUAUGCAGCAAGUUUGACUCAUCCAGUCAAAAAGUCUAGCUAAAUAAGCCCACUGACUAUGCUAAGAUUUCCUUUGAAUAGAUUGAAUCUUUUAUUUCCUAUUAGAAAUCAUCAGAGGAGCAGAGCAGCUUUGAGAUGGAGAGGAUUGCUCAUGCCAAACUCAUCAUGAAACCCUUCAUCCUCAGACGUGUCAAGAGUGAGGUAAGGAACCGCUCAGUCUAAACUCAUUACCAGAUAGGGUUAUGGCAUGACUUGGGACAGUGAUACUCUACCACAGUGAUAUAUACUCAUGGUUCAUUUUGAGUUCUACUGUGCUAUAUUCCCUUAGUCUCCCAUUGACGUCAAUGCAUGACUAAGUGAAAAAUCGAUUUAAGUGGAAGUUAGGAUUCGCCCCAAAGGGACUUUCCGAUGACAUAUGACUGGAUCGACUUGUGUCUCUGCCUCAGGUGCUGAAGCAGCUCCCAGCCAAAGAGGAGAAGGUGGAAUUCUGUGCCAUGAGUGACCAGCAGCAGCAGCUCUACAACACCUUAAUGCAGAAGCUCAAGGGAUCCAUCAAUGGAGAGAGUAUGUUAGGGAGAGGAGGAAUGAGAGAAAGGCAUCUGGUUCAUUUGAAAAGUGAUGGAAGGCCUAAGAGAAUAUUAAAAAGCAACACAAGUAGAAUUUUAAGAUGCACAGAUUAUCUGAUUUUAAAACCAUAUGUUGCAAAUGUGUCCUCCACAGAGAGAGAACUGACCAAUGUGAUGAUGCAGUUGAGGAAGAUGGCAAAUCAUCCACUGCUGCACCGGGAGCAUUAUACCACUACCAAACUAGCUGCUAUGAGUCAACUCAUGCUCAAGGUCAGACCUGAAAACGUAUUGGUGUUUUAAGAGAAUGUUUUGAAUGGGUUUGUAACUGCUAUUGAAGGGGCUGUCGGAAGCUAAGGGCAUUACAGUGUGUAUUUUGGUCAGUCUGUGAUUGCUUUGACUCAAUUUGACCCUUAACCCCAUCAGGAGCCGACCCACCGUGAAGCAGACCCAGCACUGAUCAAGGAGGACAUGGAGGUCAUGACAGACUUUGAGCUGCACCGACUUUGUCUGCAGUACCCGUCCGUACAAGACUAUCAGCUGAACACAGACAUGCUCCUGGACUCAGGAAAACUCAGCCUGCUCACACAGCUUCUGGCCUCUCUCAAAAACAAGGUAUGAAAGCUACAGUGGAAGUGGAUCAAAUGGAGACAGCAUCUUUAUUAUGCACUAUUAAGCCUUGCCCGUUGUGAUCCAGCUAUAGCCUUCUCCAUCUCCCUCCCUGGCAGUUUCUUCGCCCCCCAUAAAACCAGUCACCCUUUUAUUCCCCGUCCCUCUACCUGUCAGACACUUCAUCUCUUCACUGCUCUCAAUUACAAUCACUCUUUUCUUGGCUUUCCCCCUUCCAACAUGCAGUCAACCACCUCUAUAUUUCUCUUUCUCACUCUUUCUUUCUCUCUGAUCCCUCCGGUCCUGUAGUUAUUAAUCACAGUGACUGUGUUUCUCUGUCAGGGGGAUAGAGUGGUGCUCUUCAGCCAGUUCACCAUGAUGCUGGACAUUCUAGAGGUGUUCCUGAAGCACUUGAAGCAUCGCUACAUUCGAUUGGAUGGAUCAACGCCCAUGUCUGACAGGUAGGACUUGUCUGAUGAAUCAGGACUUUGAACUCUGUCCCUACAUCCGCAAGGCACAUUGUUUUUUUCCUGUACUUACCAUUCUGUUCAAUGAGUGCCUAUAGCACAGGCUGUACUUGUUUAGAAAUGUAUCAAAUUAUGUAUGUUUCAAUUAGCUGUUAAUUUAUCUCCUAAUAGGAUAUGACAGGCCUUUGUCAUUUAGGAAUGGAUUGAUACAUAGUAGGGACUGAAAAUGGUCACAGCUAGGGUUUUCUCCAAGGACAUUAUGCAAAUUAAACUGUUAAUCACAAUUUUAAAAAAUUCUUGAUAAUUAUGCUUAUUAAUAGAAAUAUCUUAAUGUCCAUGAAUGCCUUUAUGGACAUUAAUAGAUAUGUUAAUUCUCCCAUCCUCUUGUAGAAUCGUACUGAUUGACCAAUACAACACAGAGUUGGACAUCUUUGUGUUCUUGAUGUCUACUAAGGCUGGAGGCCUGGGCAUCAACCUGGCCUCAGCCAAUGUGGUCAUCUUGCACGACAUUGACUGCAACCCCUACAAUGAUAAGCAGGCCGAGGAUCGCUGUCACCGUGUCGGACAGACAAGGUCAGUGAGGAAGGGGAAACUAUGUUUACAAGCAAGCAAUUUGCUAACGUUACCCGCCAUACCCAGGCUAUGUGCUACCUUUGAGUUUGUGUUGCUCAUACAGUAGAUGUGAGUGUAUAUGCCCUGUAGUAAAAUUCUGGCAUCUUUAUGUUGCAGGACUGUGAAGGUGAUCAAGCUGAUCAGUAAGGACUCCAUAGAGGACGGCAUGCUCCGCAUCGGUCAGAAGAAACUCAAACUGGAGCAGGAUAUGACUGCCUCUGAGUCCCAGGACGGUGAGCUCAUUAUCCCCUCCUACCUCUCACAUUAACCACAAUAUACUGUACCGCGCAUGCUCAUACCAACACAUACCAGCAUUCAUUUUCAUAUAGCCUGCCAAUGAACAUAUUCACUGACAGUCGAUUAUAGAUUUUACCGUCUAAAACUAGAUGCAUUUCCUUUGUCAGGCGAUGAGGACUCGAUACCAGAGGACAUGGCCUCCCUUCUGAAGGCAUCACUGGGGCUGUGA
This is a messenger RNA of Coregonus sp. 'balchen', 10980 nucleotides long. The record is from the annotation of a GenBank genome assembly. NCBI's taxonomy places the organism in Eukaryota, Metazoa, Chordata, Actinopteri, Salmoniformes, Salmonidae.